Molecule: messenger RNA, 2149 nt
Organism: Equus caballus (horse)
Lineage: Eukaryota; Metazoa; Chordata; Mammalia; Perissodactyla; Equidae
Gene: SLC34A3
Product: solute carrier family 34 member 3
Biological process (GO): sodium-dependent phosphate transport; intracellular phosphate ion homeostasis
Cellular component (GO): brush border; apical plasma membrane; vesicle
Molecular function (GO): sodium:phosphate symporter activity
Source: RefSeq, a predicted model, not a curated record
GCUUCUAGAGCCAGGCGGGGGCCCAGGGACACCGGGGCUGGGGCUGGGUGACCUUCAGGCCUAGGGCUGAGCCCUCUGCACCCUUAGCUUCCAGGAGGAGAUCCCGGCUUGGGCCUGGGUCUGCCCCUGCCUGAAAUCCAUGCCGAAUUCCCUCACCAGUGGCCAGGUCCCCCCCACUACUCUGGACCUGGUUGGCCUGGUUAACCGGAGUCUGGGAAAUGCAGGUACCAGGAGCCCCACGGCCAAGGUCUCCGCCUGCCUCUGCCCACCCAUCAGGCCCUGUCCCAUUGCUCUGGGGACCUCUGGUUCUGCCCUGGUCUUGGAAGAGAGGGACACGGACCCCUGGGCCCUCCCUGAGCUGAAGGACACUGGCCAAUCCUGGAAAGAGCUCAGCUUGGCCGGCAGGGUGCUCCGGGUGGUCAUUGGCUUCCUCAAGGCCUGUGGGCUCCUGGGCAGCCUCUACCUCUUCAUCUGCUCCCUGGACAUCCUCAGCUCUGCCUUCCAGCUGCUGGGCAGCAAAGUGGCUGGAGACAUCUUCAAGGACAACAUGGUGUUGUCCAACCCUGUGGCUGGACUGGUCAUUGGUGUGCUGGUCACAGUUCUCGUGCAGAGCUCCAGCACGUCCUCCUCCAUUGUGGUCAGCAUGGUGGCCUCUAAGUUGCUGACCGUCCAGGCUUCGGUGCCCAUCAUCAUGGGCGUCAAUGUGGGCACGUCCAUCACCAGCACCCUGGUCUCAAUGGCACAGUCAGGGGACCGGGAUGAGUUUCGGAGGGCCUUCGGCGGCUCAGCCGUGCACAGCAUCUUCAACUGGCUCACAGUGCUGCUCUUGCUGCCACUGGAGAGUGCCAUGGCCCCACUGGAGAGGCUCAGCGCUCUGGCCCUGGGCACCACCAGCCUGCAGCCUGGGGGGCGUGCACCUGACAUCCUCAAGGUGCUGACGCAGCCACUCACACACCUUGUUGUGCAGCUGGAUGCCAAUGUGAUUACGGGAAGUGCCACAGGCAAUGCCACCAACAGCAGCCUCGUCAAGCGAUGGUGUGGCACCAGGGGGGAGAUGACCACGGGGAAUGGCAGCAACUGUGGAGUGGCCACCUCCGACUCCUGCCCUGAGAGGAACAGCUCAGCCGCCCUGGAGCACCUGCCCUGCCACCACCUGUUCGCAGGAACGGCGCUCACGGACCUGGCCGUGGGCUUCAUCCUGCUGGCAGCUUCCCUGCUCGGGCUCUGCUCCUGCCUCGUCCUCCUCGUCAAGCUGCUCAACUCCGUGCUGCGCGGCCGUGUUGCCCAGGCCGUGAGGACUGUCAUCAACGCUGACUUCCCCUUCCCAUUCGGCUGGCUCAGCGGCUACCUGGCCAUCCUCGUGGGUGCCAGCCUGACCUUCAUGCUCCAGAGCAGCAGCGUCUUUACGGCCGCCAUUGUGCCGCUCAUGGGGGUGAGGGUGAUCAGCCUGGAGCGCGCGUACCCCCUCUUCCUGGGCUCUAACAUUGGCACCACCACCACGGCUCUGCUGGCGGCCCUAGCCAGCCCCGCAGACAUGCUGCUCAGCGCCGUCCAGGUCGCCCUCAUCCACUUCUUCUUCAACCUGGGCGGCAUCCUGCUGUGGUACGUGGUGCCUGUCCUGCGGCUGCCCAUUCCACUGGCCAAGCGCUUCGGGGACCUGACCGCCCAAUACCGCUGGGUGGCCAUUGCCUACCUGCUGCUCAGCUUCCUGCUGCUGCCACUGGCCACCUUUGGGCUCUCCCUGGCAGGCGGCACAGUGCUGGCUGCCGUUGGGGGGCCCCUGGCCGGGCUGGUGCUCUUCGUUGUCCUGAUCAACGUCCUGCAGCAGCACCGGCCAGCCUGGCUACCCCACCAUGUGCGCUCCUGGGCCUGGCUGCCCCUCUGGCUCCGGUCUCUGGAGCCCUGGGACCGCCUGGUGAGCCGCUGCUGCCCCUGCAGGGCCCGCAGCCCACCUCGGGCCACCGCCAAGGAGGCCCACUGCCACGAGAACCCUGAGGUGCUGGCCUCCCAGCAGUUGUGAGGGGUGGGCACCCCCGGGGACCCCCACAACCCUUGCCCACUGACCUCUGGGUACCCUGGGUGAUCCCUGUAGCAGUGGACUUCUGAGUCGUCUGGCUCACGUUCUUUGCAAAUAAAGAAGAAGCUGUGA